Messenger RNA from Prorocentrum cordatum, 3009 nucleotides. The record is from the annotation of a GenBank genome assembly. Lineage: Eukaryota; Dinophyceae; Prorocentrales; Prorocentraceae.
AUGAAGAUAGCGGGGGAUAAACUGAAACAGUGCUACCUCCGGAUGGGGCAAGCCUUCGUGCCCGACCCCCACAUCAGCGGGGCUUGCUACACUUGCGGUUGGAGCUCCUUCAAAGGUGCGUGGACGGGGCCCGAGGGUUGCAGCGUCGGCGCGCUGCUCCUCUGCGCCGCGUUCAUCGACUCGCUGUUCGAGACGAAGGCUUUGACGGACGCGGCGCAAUUCAUGACCAACAUGGGCAUGGAUUCUAGCAAGCGCUUGCCACAUUCCCGUUAUCUGGCCCAAGGCGGGAGUGCGUUCGUGCAGCGGGGUGAGAAUUACUGCCGUUCCAAGCGGCCGGCGCCCGGUGAGCCGCGCGUGGUUCACGCGCCACCGGUGCGCUUUGUGCUCGGGCACAGGUCGUUCCGAAUCCUCGGCGGCCUCAUCAUAGUUUUCUCGCCGUCGGAAGAGUUCGGCAUCUGGGCGCCGCCGCGCGUGGGCGGCGACAAGUGGCCUUGGAUAAGCUUUAUUGUAUUCGGCGACCAACGGGAACUCGAAGAUGGCGAGGAGCUCGCCCGUCUGGGUUGCCUGCGCGGGCCUUACCACGAAGAGUGCGUCAACGCGCGCGUGCAAGUGCACGGCCUGGACUUCGCCAAUUUUCCAUGCCCAGAGUGCAGGACCGCGGAACGCCAGCUCCAGUCGAUGGAGGCCGCCAGGUUGCAGCGGCAGCAGGUCGUCAGCAGCAGUGGGUCGUCAGCGGCAGCAGGUCGCAGGCGCGCGGCCGUCUUCCGGACCCCCCUCACCCAGGGGGGGGAGCGCAGGAUCACCAGGGAGAGCCGCCGCUCCAGGUCGCCGCCCCCCCGCGUCGUGGCGGAUUCGCCCAUCAUGCAGCCCGAGUCGCCGGGUGGGGCCAUCGUCGCGGCCGCGUCGCCCAUUGGCAGGGCCGUCGCCCCGGCCGCGUCGCCCAUUGGCAGGGGGCUGUCGCAGUCCAUAUCCCCAUCGCAGUCUCAGCCGUCGCGGCCGCAAGGCCCUGCCAUCACAGAUGCCGAUUUCGGUUUCACGUUCACUGACAACACGGCGGCUGGCGGCGACGGGGCCCCGGUGCCAGACCCGUGCCUCCGACGGGCCGACGCCGUGCCGAAUGCCGCCGCUUUCCAAACCGCCCUGCAUCCGACGGGCUUAUUCAACGGCUUGCAGGACGAGCGGGGGACCCGAGGGACAGCCGAGCAGUGGCUGGGCGAGAUGCUGGCGGACCCUAGGGACCACAAGGAGGUGGGAAUGGAUCCCAGCUUCUCAAUUCGGCUCCUGCCCCCGCGCCCCUUCCGCACAGCAGUCGUCGCGGUGGCGUCGCGCGAGGGCUGGCAGCCCGAAGCGCUCAUGCAAGGUAUCAUGAGCAACGCGGGCUGGUUGGAGCACCACGCCACGGUGCUCAAGGAGCACCCAGGGGCGCCAGGUGGCAUCUGGGCCGUGCACGCCGAGGAGGGCGACCAGUGCCCGAGGCGGUGCGCCGAGGAGGCGCCGGAGGCAUUGGGGGCCCGGAAUGCGCAGCAGGGCUUCCCGCGGGCGCAGCGCACGUUGCUGCCGCCGGGCAUCCCGCGGGCGCAGUACGAGAACAGCGCGCUCUGGCGAAGGGGGCUGCUCCGCGCGCUGCCGCGCGCGGCCCGCCAGCGCGGCAGCGAAAGCGCCGAGCAUGCGCUGGGCGAGGCUGCUGGCGGCGCGGCCGGCGCGCCUGGCGCCGCGCGGAGCAAGAAGCUUCGGAAGGACGCGCCGGCGCGCCGACGUGGCCAGCCGACGCGCGCGGAGAGGUGCAAGCUCCCGACAUCGCUAGAGACGGGCGUUCCCCUCGGCGCGCAGCCCUCGUCGUCUGCGCAGCUGCCCCAUUGCUGCUCGCUGAGGCGCGCCGCCAGCCGCGCCAGCGGCGCCAGAGAGCCCCGGCGGGCCCGCGUCGACCAGGGCGACGGCGGCCGCGGCAGCCACGCGGCGACCGGCAGCGGCACGGGCUCGUGGGCCGACCGCGUCCGCCAGAGCUCGCUGUACCCCACAGGGUUGGUGGAUGGGAUGUUCCCCCGCAUGAACCAAUCACGGGAUGAAUUUGAGGUGUGCGCGAUCUGCCUGGAGGCGCUGGCCUGCUUCCCGGCGACGCCCUUCCUGGUCGACUCGCGGCCGGGAAGCCGCGCGACCUGCGUCCAUUACUGCCAUCACGCGUGCGCGCGACGGUUGGUCGCGCGGCGAUGCCCAGUGUGCAGGGCGGCCUUUGCGGGGCUGAAGAAUCUGACCCGCGAGGGCAUUCUGACUAUGUCGGAGGCCGAGCUCUGCCUGGCACUGCGCAGGCUGCACGGGCGCGCGGAGGCCCACUUGGCGGUGGGCCUGCUGUCUGCUCUCUUCCCUGUCAGCGUGCAGCGACUGACCGAGCUGAUGUCGGGCAUUGACGAGGGCUGCGUGACCGCCGAGGGGCUGGCGGGGGUGCUGAAUGCCUUGGGGGUGCCGGAGGCGCCGCCGCGAGCAGGACCGCGGCUGUGGCUGCUCAAGGCCUGCAGAGCGGCUGGAGGCGCCCUCAACGGCUGCUUCGCCGGUUUCCUGGUCGGGGCGGGGGUCGGGUUGUGGCUGAAGGAGCCCCCAAGCCACGACGAGCAGGAGAAGGUGUCGAGACCGCACGGCGGAUCCGACGACCACGGCGCCGCGCGUCACCCUUUCACAAUCGUCGAGGGCUCGGUCAGCAUCAUUCGCGAGUUCUGCGAGCAGGGCCUCCUCGGGAUCGCCGUCGUGACGUUCCUCCUGGUGCUGGUCGUGGUCGUGCUGCCUGCGCUGAUUUGGCUCUUGCGGCGGUGCUGGCGCCUCGUGGCAGUGGCCUUGCGCUCUGGCCACCGGGCGAUCUGGGUGGCGGCGGCCGCGCGCGCGGGCGCGGGCGCGCCUGCGCAGGUCGGCCGCCUGCUCUGGGGAUGCAGCUUGUGGCUCGGCGUCGGGCUCGGCGUGCUCUGCGGCUUUCUCCACGGAGCGAAGCACCCAGAUGCGAAGCCGGUCCGCGAGGGGUAA